Molecule: messenger RNA, 1530 nt
Organism: Periconia digitata
Lineage: Eukaryota; Fungi; Ascomycota; Dothideomycetes; Pleosporales; Periconiaceae
Source: the annotation of a GenBank genome assembly
AUGCAGUGCAUUGACGAUCACUUGAACGCCCCAAAACGUGAAAACAUCGAAAUCGAAGAGAGUGUUUUGAAGCAAACAUUCAUGCAUUCAGACAGCAGUACAGAAGCAGGAAGUGUCUCGAAGUCCAUUGACGAAAAAUCUGGAAUCGAGAUCUCCUCUGAAAAAGUCGAGACUGGCAAGGUCGAGUCUCCCAAAAAGCAAUCGAAGCAAUGGGGAACACCCUUUCUUCGGAGAUUUCGUUAUGCCUGGGCAAGUACCUAUCGUAAAACCUUCGCCAUAAUCUUCACCGUUAACCUCGCUGUGUUCAUCUCCCUCGUAAUCAAAGCAAACAAUGGACGGCCGAACCAGCGGGACAUCGGUACCGCCGCGUCUGCAAACAUUCUAACCACAAUCCUAUUCCGCCAAGAGAAUUUCCUCAACUUGAUAUACGAGAUCCUGUCUUGUGCUCCUCACUCAUGGCCUCUAUCUAUCCGCAAGCGUCUUGCAAAAGUUUUCCACUACGGUGGCGUUCACUCAGGCAGCGGCGUAGCCGCCGUAGUAUGGUACAUCAUGUACACUGUUGAAUCGACCCUCCUUAUGAUAGAGGACAAGAAUACACACAACGACAUCCUCGCCAACAUGGUGUGCUCUUGGAUUCUUGUCACCGGGUUCCUCUUGAUACUCGCAACCGCUCACCCACGCUUCCGACGAUCAUUCCACAACUCAUUCGAAGCCUUCCAUCGCUUCGCGGGCUGGACUGCUCUCGCCACAUUCUGGAUUCACAACGUAUUUUCCGCUGCUAUCACCGCCCGGGAAACGGCCUCUACUAUCAGGAUUACUCUCCUCAAAACUCCUUCCUUUUGGACCAUCUUGAUCUCAACAUGUUGCACACUCCUAUCGUGGUCGCGUCUCCGACUCCGUCAUGUUGUUCCCGAAAAACUGUCCGACCACGCAACGCGCUUGCAUUUCCGCUACACACCAAUGUCUCCUUUCUACGGCGUCAAACUUUCUGACCGUCCACUAUUCGAAUGGCAUGCCUUUGCUACCAUUCCGUCCAUCGACGAGGCCACUGGCAAAUCGGUGGGAUUCAGUGUGGUGAUUAGCAAUGCAGGUGAUUGGACGAAAAAGCAGAUCUUGGAUGAUAGUGAGCGGAAGCUGUGGAUUAGAGGGAGUCCGUUACAUGGCCUAUUAUAUACGACGAGGUUGUUCAAGAGAAUCGUGCUUGUAGCUACUGGCUCCGGGAUCGGGCCAUGUUUGAGCUUGAUGCAUGCAGGGAUUACGCCUGCUAGAGUUUACUGGAGCACGAGGGAUCCGUGGAAAACGUAUGGAGAUGAAGUGGUCAACGCAGUACAAAAAGCAGACCCGCAUGCCAUCAUCUGGAACACAGGAACACAAGGCCGCGGCACAAUUGUGCAGAGCGUUUUCAAUCUUGCACAAGAGAGCAACGCCGAAGCCGUGUUCAUAAUUAGUAACCCAAAGGUAACAGACAUGGUAGUGUUUGGCUUGAGGGAAAAGGGGUUUGCAGCUUUUGGGGCAAUCUUCGAUUCUUGA